GCGUCUGCCCACUUCCUGCCUCCGGCGAUCUUGAUAAUCCAUGCCUAUUUUCCAAACGUUCCAUUCAUCCCGCUACUCUCUGAUUUCAUCGACGCUCGGAUCGCCUUCAUCGUUGCGCGCCCUGCCUCUAGCGCAAGUCGGCUUACAAACAUAUCGCAAAGAUGUCGAACCUCUGUUACAACUGUCACAAGAGUGACUCACCCCACUCACACAUGUGAACUUCCUCUCGAAGAAUGCUUGAACUGCGGCGCUUUUGGCCACACCUGGAACUUCUGCCAUCUCGGAGCACGCAGACUGUACUUCGCUCUCUGCCACAACUGUCAGAAAUGGCACCUCCCUUCGCCAUGUGAAGAGGAUCUAGUCCGAUGCGGUGGUUGCUUGCAACUCGGUCAUCAACAAGAGUUCUGUGCCAUCAACCCGUCCCCCAGUCACACGUUCACCAAUGGCAUGAGUGAGUUCAUCUCGCACAACCUCACCGCCCACAACGCCCAGUGGAUCUUGCACAAUGCUGCCUUGGCCGAAGAGAUCUACAAGAUCAAGAUGGGAGCAGUCAUGGACACCCUUCGACUUUCCACAGGUAGAAACCAUGAAGAGGUCCGCGCUUGUCUCGCGAAUGCUUACCGCGGUCGACCUCAAUCUUCUGGUCCCACGUCCUAUCACUUGGUACCCGCACAAUCUUCCACAUCAAGACAGCUCCCAACUCCAGCUGCUGUCAGGAUGGAUAUCAACUCCGGCCUAUCGCUGCCCCGUCCAAGCAUUCCACCGGCCCAAGCUCACAACCAAUCGUAUGAAGAUGACAAUACGCUAGCUCCGCUUCAGCUUCAGAAAGGCGGUCAACAGCGACACCAACAGACAAACUCUAAGGACACUAUCCAGCCCGUCACCGUUGGAAGUUCAUUGAGCUCUUCUACAAAGCAAGAGUCCGAGGCAAACUCAGGAGUUCCAAAGACUCUCGCAGAACCACAGACUACCUAUGAUAGUAUCCAUAACUUCCGCAUGUAUGAUGGUGAUUGUGACGGAGGCCAAGUCGAACUUGAUCACAACAGCCCAGGAGAUGCGAGCUUCUCACCAAGAAGUUCUCCUUGCGACAACCGUGCCGAUUCUACAGAAAGCAAGGAUGAGGUGGAGCAAGAACGUGAGUUCUUCGAGGGAUCAAUUUAC
Molecule: messenger RNA, 1161 nt
Organism: Aureobasidium musti
Lineage: Eukaryota; Fungi; Ascomycota; Dothideomycetes; Dothideales; Saccotheciaceae
Source: the annotation of a GenBank genome assembly